Messenger RNA from Clunio marinus, 744 nucleotides. The record is from the annotation of a GenBank genome assembly. Lineage: Eukaryota; Metazoa; Arthropoda; Insecta; Diptera; Chironomidae.
AUGGUUAUGAAACUUGAAAAGCCAUUCAACAGUAAAAAAAGGACAGAAAUUCAGUAUAACAAUUCAACAUUAACUGCAUUAACUAUGAAGCUUUUACAUUUAUUCCUUGUUGUGAUUAUUGCUGAAAAAGUUUUCUCGGAUGAAGGCAAUUCUUGCUCAAGUCCACCUUUGCCGUUCAGCCCAAAAUCAACUGGAAAUCAAAAGAAAAUUAAUGAAAUUAUAGCAUCAGUAAAUGUUGUAAACCAAAUUCUAUUCACAGUUUUGGAUUCAAUAUUUGAUCAAAUCGCAAUUGAAACUGCUUCUUCUGCUGAUUACUUGAGUGGCGUUAUCACACAACAAAUUGAUCCUGCCGAUUAUCCAAUUUCUUGCAUUGCUGAAGCAUUAAUUCAAAUGUAUCAAUUUGUAUUUUCCACAUAUGGAACGAUUGUAGACACUGCUAUUGCAGCCAAAGCAAAAUCAACUGGAAAUCAAAAGAAAAUUAAUGAAAUUAUAGCAUCAGUAAAUGUUGUAAACGAAAUUCUAUAUUCAGCUUUGCAAUCAAUUGUUGAUCAAAUCGCAACUGAAACUGCUUCUUCUGCUGAAUACUUGAGUGGCGUUAUGACAAAAGAUGUUGAUCCUGCCGAUUAUCCAAUUUCUUGCAUUGCUGGAGCAUUAAUUCAACUGUUUCAAUUUGUAUUUAACACAUAUGGAACGAUUGAAGACACUGCUAUUGCAGCCAAAGCCAGUAUGGAAGCAAUGCCAUAA